This is a messenger RNA of Eremomyces bilateralis CBS 781.70, 510 nucleotides long. RefSeq lists its product as uncharacterized. The record is from RefSeq and is a predicted model, not a curated record. The transcript is spliced from 5 exons. NCBI's taxonomy places the organism in Eukaryota, Fungi, Ascomycota, Dothideomycetes, Eremomycetales, Eremomycetaceae. The coding region runs from base 86 to 358 and encodes 90 amino acids.
UAACGACGCAUCUUAAACAUCUCGCUGGGCUAUUCUUUCAACACAUUUGAAUAUUACGGAGGAGCUCUUCUGUCCAACACUAAUCAUGCCGACGCUUCUUGACCGCGCAUUGCAAUCUCGAGGUGCUCUGUUGACUUUUUCGGGCAUCAUCACAGCUGUGGCAGCUUUCACGAUCUUGGGUGGAUCGAGUAUCUUCCCACCCGAAUCGGAUCCAACGGGCGACCCCAAUGAUUGGACCGAAACGGAUCUUAAGAGAUGGUUAAACAACAGAAACCUAAAGCCCAAUGACAAAGCCUCUCGCGAGGAACUCAUCGAGCGGGUGAGGGCAAAUAUGAGACCGGCUACUCGGCCUUCUUAAGCGUCUGUCGAGAUUCGUCCUUAUUGGGCAAAUCCAACGAUACAGAAAGUGCUCUCCAAGCCGCUCAUGCGUUGCUUACUCCACUUCACAUGUAGUCGUAUGGCGAGGUUCGAGCGGAUCAAUUGUCGGGGACUUGAUUGCACGAUCUCGAG